Exophiala xenobiotica is the source of this 3752-nucleotide messenger RNA. RefSeq lists its product as uncharacterized. The transcript has a single exon. Bases 126 to 3635 code for a protein of 1169 amino acids. NCBI's taxonomy places the organism in Eukaryota, Fungi, Ascomycota, Eurotiomycetes, Chaetothyriales, Herpotrichiellaceae. The record is from RefSeq and is a predicted model, not a curated record.
CGGGGCCAAAGUACAGACCACGAAUACCAAUCAUCGUGGGGCGUUGUCCUCAACACCAGCCCUAUGCACAGACCAGUAUAUGCCACUACCAUACACAUAUCACAGCAACCAUCUCAACCUUCGUCAUGUCCUCGGAGCUUUACUUUCCCUCACUUUCUCGUCGACCUCGCCGAAAACCCUCGCUAUCGUCCAUCUCUUCAGCCAGCACACAGCAGAGCGUGCGGCAUCAAAGUCAACCACAGGAGGGUAGAAAGGUCAACCCGCCCUUACGGAGUGCUCUGAGGUCUCCUGAGCCCAAGCGUUCCAAUCGCCCUUCCCAGCCACAACAGCUUGCCUCUCCUACUAUUCGAUUUGACACCAAGCAGUGUGACGGUUUCGCCUCAUUUCGACCUGCACAAAACCAUUCAAUUAACGACUUCGACAACCGUCAGGAGUUGGCAGCCGACAUUCCAGGCGACAAAUCUCCCAUAUUCACAGCCACUAGGGGGGUGGAUGCUCAAUCCAUCCCCUCGGAUCAAUCUAGGCGAAAUACCGCUAUCUUCAUAGGGCCUGAAGCAGACAAAGCAAACAUUGCGCCCGAAAGCAGUCAGUUUGGUAUGUCUGCUCCAGCACAUCAGCGAGAUCUUAGUGCUUGUUCGGACAUGCAUCGACCUGUCAACAAGGAUGACUAUUUGGUAGCUCGAGGGGCAAAUCCGCGAACCGGAGUUGUAACACCAGGAUCGCAUAGUGCUAGCAGUUCUCUUGACAAUAAAGGUUCUCGGGGAAGGUGGCGUCAAAGAGGCGAUCAAUGGGUCAGUCUAGAUAUGGAGCCGGAGACACCUCCUGUUACGCCGCCAAAGGGUCGACUGCCAGAGCCAUAUCAUCAUGGUCUAAGAGUUCCCCCAAAGCUUGUACCCGGCAAGCGACUAUCUUCAAGGGACGAAACCGACCGACCGAUAGGUUAUCCCGGAGGCUUGCCCAGUUCUCCAAAGCCAGGACGAGAUUCGAGCGCUACGUUCCACCUUCUGAAGCACUCGCAAGGGCCAGGCAUCUAUCCAGAGGUGGCUAGGAAGGCUACGGGGCCUCCAGCAGCGCAAAAUCCGGCGGCUGGAGAAGUAGCAGUUCGAAGAAAACCAGUAGGGAGUCCACCCAGCCAAGGUCAGUCUGAACACUGCGUUGAGGGCUCUUCAGUUGUUGAUGGCAGUGAUGAGACUGUCCUACGACGCCCUCGGUUUGAACCAGAAUUGAGAUCUUCAUCAGCCCCUAUACCGCCUCGGAUGCGGAACAUUACGCCAUACGAUGUUGACAAAGACUUGCCCAGACUGCCCACAGAUACCGGCACUUCGGUCCUCCAGGAAUAUCAAGCUAUGGCAACGCAAAAUCCUUUUUUAGGGCCGGAGCAGGUGGCCACGAACGACCCGAGUUCAAACCCCUCCAGCACCUCUGGCCCUCCAAUACCCGAAAAAGAUCUACCAUGUCUGCCGAUGAGCAGUGGCCCAUCCCAGUCGCCUCAGGGAUCGAUGCUGUUCGAGGAUACCAUGAAGGAAGAGCACCCGGUCAGCCCAAAGAACCUCGGAACUCGCCAACCCCAGAUUCCCAGGGGUCCGAGGGGAGGCGACCCACAGUAUCCUUUCGUUCGCCCAGCGAGACAAGUCCACCCGUCCCCUCCGACAAAGAGAAGCAUCGGCCCGCAGGAGCAGAGAGCGAUGCCCGUACCGGUGUACGACAAUCCUCCGAAACACCUGUCACCGCCGUUAAUGAGGACCCCUCUAACGAGAGCAGAAGGGCCCAGGUCGAUGCCGGACAGGAUCAGGGAAAGUCGCAAUUUGUCAUUGAAUACCACUAUCACUCCCACAAUCACUACUAUGAACCGACCAGGGCUUCCGAGGCAGCUCCGCGUGGGACCAAGACCUCCAAUCCCGGAUGCACGCAUGGCGAGUCAUGGCCGGCCUAGUGUGCCGAGAAGGCCUCCUCUGCCAGAUAUGUCAGGCAUUUUCAUGAACACUGGCAUGAACGUGAGUAUGGAUUCAAUCUUGCCGGUCCCUCUUCCGAGGGUCAGGCCGAGAGCGAUGUCCCGCCCGCAGAUGGCCUUGAGAGGCGACGGGAUGUACGGUAUUCCGAGGAUGGGACCCGUCCACAAUCGUCCAAACACGACAGACAUGAAGGUGCAGCCGAUGUGGAGGGACACCGAAUGGGAAGAAGGCGCGAGAAAGUACCGGGCCGACCGAGAGACGAACCUCGUUCCGCCACCUUUGAGACCACGACUCCCGCAAGCGAGUCACGAGGGCAUCGCAGCAGACGAUAUGGACGACAUACCAGCAGACGGAGGCGAGGAAGUAGCGACGGGCCUUGGCCUGACGAGGAAAUGCAGCCGUUGUCACAAUGGAUUCGUGGACGUCAAGCGUCACAAUACCGAUGGUGUCACCCAUACGCCCGGCCUCCAGAACAAAGACGGAGAAGCACACGAGGGCUCUAAGAAACUUCAUCCAGCUGCAAGUUCACUUCCAGGCCUCUCAGAAGAGAGUGAGCCUGAGCCAGAUCAUGUCCAGCAUAACACUACUACAACUGCGACCAAAAUUGAAGGCACUGUUGAAGAAAGUGCUCAUCCAGUAUGCUGCCCUGAUUGCUGCAGAGAGGAGAACGUCCAUGGCAGCUGUCUUGGACAUCCAAGUCCAAGCUCUACGACAAGUCCAACGAAGAGUCUUUGGUCUGAUGCUCAAAGCCCGAGCAGCGCUAGUGAAACAGAUGACUGGGAGCAUACGAAAGCACCAAAGAGCAAUAUUAGGCCUUCAAGGCUUGUCGUCACCUCACAGAAUUCGCAACAGCAGGGACAUUCGGGACCUUGCAACCAGGGUAAGGCGAACACCAAGGGUAAACGCUCAGCCGAUAAGUCACCCUUCGAGCUAUCAGCUCAGCCAAGAACACCUGCCACUCCCUCCAGAUACAGUCCCGUUCAGUAUUCAAGUAGUGCAUUGGCUGCGGCUCUGCGUGCCACGGGAUCCUCCAAUCAGAAGACGUUCGGCUCCGGCAUCCACAAGCGGCAAAGGAGUUCUAGCUCGCCUGCUAUCGGAUCUGUGACGCCUUCCAGAAAGCCCAGCGUGACUCAAGGUGUAAGGAUACCCAGCGGCUCCCGCUUGAGACUGCCAACACCAGCAGGCCUUGCAAUCUCCUGCGCUGGUCUUCCAAGGGGUCGCGAUGUCAGCGGUACGAGUUUUGCGACAUUGGAAUUGCAGAUUCCAGGUCUAGGCUCAUUUGGCGGCGGUGCCCUUGGAGAGAUGGUUCUCGUUCCCUUUGAAGCUUCAAAGAUGUGGAUCCGGAACCAUCCUCAAGUGAUCAACUCGGGGUGGGAGGUGCUUCAACGGGGCUGGCACAUGGGACAGACCACGAUGACAACUGCUUGGAGGCUUUGGGCCGUCAUCUUUGUCUACUCCAAGACUGGAAAGUUGAAGCUGAACGUGGCCAAAGGCGAGACUGCUGGUGGAUUCGUCAUUGAUUGUGCAAGGAGCGCUCUGUACCUGCUCGUUUUCGCUGCGGUCGCUGCAUUUGCCGUCAGAUGCCUGAGAAUCGUGCUUGGCCUGGUUGGUGUUGUUGGCUGGCUCUUCAGGGCGGUAUUUUGGGUGUUGAAGCAAGUUCUUGGGUUAGGAACUGCGAGGUGACAUUGACGACAUGUGAAGCGCCGAGAUGAAGGACAGAAUUAAUUAUCCAUAGCCUGAACGGCAAGGGUAGACAGCGUAGUACGUAGAAAUGAAUAUCAAUAUUGUUGGGAAAUUAUA